AUGACCUUCCCAGCAGGAGCGGAGAGAGGGCGAGAGAGAACUAGUGGGUGGGUAAUUCGCCUAGGGGAGGUGCUAGAUGGUUCCACAAGCUCUUGGCUGACACCUGAUGUUCUCUGGCCCCAGGCGGCCUCGGGGGCCGUGGCCUCCGAGAUCGCUCGGCCCGCAGGACCCGCCCCCCUGCCCCCUGCCCAGCCAGCGAGGGCGCUCCCGCCGCCUCGCCCAGCUCCCCGGGACCCGCGCCAUCCUGCACCAGGCCCCGCACGCGCCUCCCCGGGCCUCCGCUGCAGAGACCUACCCCGCAGGCUGACCGAAAUCGCGAGCGCCCCGCAGCAGGUACCAACGCCUGCCGCCGACCAGCUCGAGCUUCCCGCCUUCCUACAGCCAACCACGGGCCGGGCGCCGAGCAUGCGCACCACGGCGUGCAGUGCUGGUCCCGCCCCCGACUCUGAUUGGACAACCGUUGCAGCUUGUCCAGAGACCCACCUCCCAUGACUCUACAUUCUAUCAAGUGGACGACGUUAGUCAUCAUAGUACAGAUGCAAACUAAUACGAACUGAAAGCUUCUUAAAUGCAAGGCUCAAAUAAAUGAGAAAAGAAGUCAAGACCCAGCCGGGAGUGGUGGCGCA
Molecule: messenger RNA, 626 nt
Organism: Mus musculus (house mouse)
Lineage: Eukaryota; Metazoa; Chordata; Mammalia; Rodentia; Muridae
Product: predicted gene, 53245
Exons: 3
Coding region: 1-492 (163 amino acids)
Source: RefSeq, a predicted model, not a curated record